ACACCACAAUUUUUGUUGAUCUGCGCGAUUCUUUUAACCAACUUCAACAAUAUAUUAAUCUAGUUGAAGGUGUUGAAGGCAUAGCUUUAUUCACCAGAACUCAAGGAGCAGAAAAUCAAAUACCACGAGAUAACCAACUCUUAUCAUUGCUAAUUUUAGGAUUAUCUUUUCCAUAA
Molecule: messenger RNA, 176 nt
Organism: Dentiscutata erythropus
Lineage: Eukaryota; Fungi; Glomeromycota; Glomeromycetes; Diversisporales; Gigasporaceae
Source: the annotation of a GenBank genome assembly